Poecilia reticulata (guppy) is the source of this 508-nucleotide messenger RNA. Its product is annotated as cystatin-A5-like. The record is from RefSeq and is a predicted model, not a curated record. Gene Ontology annotation, molecular function: cysteine-type endopeptidase inhibitor activity. NCBI's taxonomy places the organism in Eukaryota, Metazoa, Chordata, Actinopteri, Cyprinodontiformes, Poeciliidae. Gene Ontology annotation, cellular component: cytosol.
AUGGCAGGAAUGACUGGACAGUGGACUGAGAUAACGCCUGCAACGGAAGAAACUCAGAAGAUCUGUGACAUGGUGAAGAGCGACGCAGAGACAAAGUGGACCAAACAGAGCUAUGAAAUAUUUAAGGCCAUUGAAUACAGGGCACAACCAGUGUCAGGAACAAACUUUCUCAUCAAGGUUCAUGCAGGAGGAAGUGAAUACCUCCAUAUUUAUGCCUACCAAAGCUCUCCGACAAGGGGAGAGAUUAAAACUUUACUGAAGAGGGUAGAAAAACACAAAGAAGGAGAUCCUCUGGAGCCCAUCAGACCUUUGAACUGAUGAGAAAACACAUCACCCUGGAGCAUGAGCAUGCUCCAGAUGAGCAUGUUGGGAUGGCUUAAGUUUGACUUUUUCUAUCUGUGUGAUAUUAGUGGUUGUUUUAUAAAGCUAUUUUGUGGCGUGAUUAUCAGUCUGGGUGUAAUAAUAUUUGAGAAAUGUGCUAAAAUAUAAUAAAUAUAGCUAAAACUGC